GCAUGCAGUGUGAAUGGUCCUCUGAUAGGUGUUGUGAUCAUGAUUUAAAAUUUUUAUAAGAAUUUAUUUAGUUGAAAAGGUACUUUAGCAGGACAACGGUAAACAGUCAAAAUCUUUAAUAAAGCCCUAAUUAAUAAAAGCAGAAGAAAAACAAAUAGAUUGCUUACAUAAUUCUUUUCUUCAUGAUGAGAAUCACCAUUUUGUCUUAUCUUUGAUAUAAGAAAAGUUUAUUUUCUACGGAUAUCUUCUGAAGUUUAUGAAACAUCAAGUUUUUUGAAGAAAAAUGCCACCAUCACAUAAAAGAGCAAAAAUAGAUGAUGAAGAAAGUUGUAUAACUAAUGACAAACCUAGUACUUCAAAAGGAAACAAUGAGGAUUGGCGUGAAAAAGCUGAAAGUUUUAAAGAGAGGCAUAGGCAUGCAAUGAAACAAGGAAUUCUGACUGAUGUUUCAUUUGCUGUGGGGCCUCAAGGAACUCCUCUUUAUGCACAUAAAAUGAUUCUUGCCUUGGCUAGUCCUGUUUUUGAAGCCAUGUUUUAUGGUUCUCUAAAGGAAACAGGUGAAACUAUUGGCAUUCCUGACAUAAUGCCCAGUGGAUUUCAGUUAUUAUUAGAUUACAUUUAUACUGAUAACAUGGAAUUCGAGAAUGAAACGGAUGCUUUAUAUGCCUGGUUCGCUGCAGAUAAAUACUGUUUAUCGCAUAUGAGAGACAUCUGUUGCAAUUACUUAACCCAUUGUACACUAACAAGUGAUAAUGUAUGGAUAAUUCUAGAAAACUCAGUCUUUCUGAAUUCCAAACCCUUGGCUGAGAAGUGCCUGAUUUACUUGAAGACGAAUAUAGCUGGAGCGAUGUGUAGUGCCAGUUUUUUGGACAUAACUGGUGAAACUCUAAAAAAAAUUCUUUCUAUGGAUUCAUUGUACAUCAAGGAAAUAGAACUUUUGAAAGGUAUUGUAUGGUGGGCAAAAGAGAAACUGAAAAAUGGAUCCGAGGAGCCUCCCUUGCAACAGUUUUUAGAACCUUAUUUAAGUCAGAUACGCUUUGGUUGCAUAUCUCAGGGGGAUUUUGUGGAUUUCAUUGAUGUACACCACAAUAUAAUUACUGAUUCUGAUGCUUUAGCCGUAUUGAAAUACAUGACGGAUAAUAGAACUUAUUCCUUACCCAAUUGGUGCUCCCAUAACGUGUAUCCCAGGAGAGCGUGCGAAAAGAGGCAAGGUUCUUUGAAAAUGACUCUGAAUAUUCGUUCGUAUGCAGCGAUUAAACCUCAACCGUCGUCUCGCCCCAACGAACAGUCGGGCAAUCAGUCAUCUCACAACUCGAGGAACGAGAGAAUUCCCGUACAUCCUCGGAAUGUGAGUGGUCCGAGCAGAAGGCGAGAAGAAGAUAACGAUUCGCAUUAUUAUUCAUCUUCAUUGUCUGAGGACGAUGACGAUGAUGGGAGUGUUUCAAGAAGAGCUGUUGCUGCCUCGAAUGUGGAUUCGGAUGACACAUCGUCUUCGUACAGCUCUUCCUCAUCAAGUACUGCACAAUCGUUCUCUUCUUGAGUUUUACCUUUUAGUUUAAUUAUUGUUUACUGGUGAUCAAUAAUAAAAAAAGUGAUUACACACAAAUGGAAUAAGAGGAUUUAAGUUUUGCCCCAUUUGUGUGCAGGACUGCAUUCAAAUGGGAUAAUGUUUUUUUAAUAAUAAAAGAGAACUUGGAGUUCUUUUUGGAAAUGUAAUUACACAAUUAAAGAUUCCCAACUUAUUUCAAAAAAUUUUCAGAAAAACUUUUAAGUCACAAAAAGGGUAAAUGGAUCAAUUAGGAUUUUGAGAUGUUUAACAAUGAAAAACAACUUCCCCUUUUAUGAGAAUAUUAAAAAAAGAAUUGCAUGAGUAAAAAUCUAGAUUUUUAAAAAUUUCGCAAAAAAAGCUGUAUUAAAAAGUAAGGAUAAUAUAUUUUGCACAAAUGGGAAUGGAUUAAUGUAGUUUCCACUAAGGGGUUUAAUAUUGUAAAAAAUAAAAUUUCAUCAGUGAGAAUUGCAUUUUUUUUUCAAAAAAUUUUCAGAAGAAACUUGAAAUUAUAAUAAAAAAAUAAUUAAAUAAAUAAGAAUCUAUCUUUCUGAAUGGUUUAGAAUACUGAAGAGAAUUACAAAAUAAAAAUCUUGCUUUUUAAAGAUUUCGGGCAAAAAUCGAUACUGUAAUAUAGUUAGCACUAACGGGAAAAAGUGUGAUGAAAUUUUUUUCUUCUGGAAAAUGUGAUAUAUUAUGGGAAAGUAAAUAAACAAAUGGUAUUCUGAAGAUUUUUAUCAAAAAUUCUUCAAAUAAAAAGACAAAACUGACUUGAAAAUUAUUAAUGAAGGAAUUAAGUAAGGAUUUGGCAUUUUAAUAUUUGCUUGAAAGCUUUGUACUGUAAAAAAAUGUGAUACAUAAAUGGAAUUCUCCAUAUUUAACCAUUUAAUUCGAAUGCUCACAUUUUUUAAAAGUUAAAAAAAAUAUUUGUGUUUGUUUAGGUAUUUUAAGUUUAUGUAUAUUUUUUAAUGUCGUACGUAUGUGAUAUGUAUGUAUAUGACUGUAAUAUAUGAGCCUGUAAAUGUAAAUUAGCAUAUGGAUUUAAAAAUGGUAAAACAGAAAUUCAUGGAGAAGAGUAUCAAUAUAAAACAGUUUCAAAAUGAUUUAAAUAAAUCUUUAAAUAUGUAACUAUGGGCCUUUUGGCAUUUUCUUUGUUUUAUAUUUUAUUGUGAAGUAUUUACUCUGAGUAUCUUUCUUUGAUCUUUUAUUCUAACUGUGAGUAUAACACCUAAAUAAAGAAAUCUACACCAAAUUAGUAAUUGUAAGGUGAAGGAAUAAAUGUCUUUAUAUAUCUUUUUAUUUCAGGGUGGCUACCCACCUGGAAAACCUGUAAUUAUCAGGGAAUUUUUUUAUACUGGAAAAAACCUGGAAAAAUGAGGGAAAUUUGGGUAAAACCCUGAAAAAAAUCAAGGAAUUUCGAAGAAAAGCUGGAAUUUUUCUCUUAAUUUAAAUUAUUUUUCCAUCCGUUAUGAACACCUUUAUUUAGAUGUAAAUUUAUCGUAAAAAAGUUGAAAUAUUGGUUUAAAGAAAAUUAUUUCAAUGAGUUUUAUAAAGAGCACUGUUAGGAUAAAAUACAGUAUAAAAUGGCUCUAUAUUGAAAUGUAAAUAAAUAUAAAAAUUUAUUGGUUUCUAAUCACCUGGAAUUUUCUUUUGCUUAAUAAAAAUAUGUUAAACAGUACCUAUCCAAGGUUGUUUUGGGUCAUUGCUAUUUGGUACAUUUUGUGCAAAAACUAUUUAACACUUAAAAUUUGCAGGGAUUUGCAUAUUGUUUCCUUCACAUUAAUUCCAGACAAUAUAUUAAAAAAAUAGCAUUUUAAAUGAAAUACUACAUUAUUAUAUAGACUAAUAUUGACACUUUUUUUCCUUGUACCUAUGCUACACUUUAGCAGAGAAAAGAACAGUUUACUUGGAAAUUGUAAGAUUUUUAAUUUGAAACCUGAAUUGAGUGGCCACCCACUUUUUAGGUGCAAUAAAGACAACUUAACAAAAAUAUAAACAACUGCAUUGAUUUCAUGUAUCGUUUUUCAUUUUCUUUUUGUGCAUUUAGCGUGAUUGUGGCUGCCUUUGCAAAAUUCAAAAUUUUGGGAGCUACAUUUUGUAUAUAUUGCAGUGUAUGUAAUAAAGUUUAUCUUAUAUUCAUGA
Molecule: messenger RNA, 3688 nt
Organism: Parasteatoda tepidariorum (common house spider)
Lineage: Eukaryota; Metazoa; Arthropoda; Arachnida; Araneae; Theridiidae
Product: BTB/POZ domain-containing protein 6-A
Biological process (GO): neurogenesis
Cellular component (GO): cytosol
Molecular function (GO): protein binding
Source: RefSeq, a predicted model, not a curated record